UUUUCAUUACUUCCAUAAAACCAGAUGUUUCCUUCUCAUUUUCCUGUUUUCAUGUUUGCAAGAAUAUAUAUGCGGACGCGAGUUUCGCUACUAAUAAAAAAUAGCUGUUGUCACUGGGUGUCUGCAAUAAUAGGGUCAGGAAUAUUUUGAGAACCGAAUGAACAAGCACCUUACAGACUGUGAUAAAUGCAUGGGCAACCUAAGUUAUUUUGUUAAGAAAUAUCAUAAUGCUUGCAUAUAAAUCCUAUAUUUUGCAAUAAAAAAUAUUUGUCUGUGUUACUAGUUUUGUAAAAUUAGUUUUUGUAAUUAAUCCAUGUAUUAUCGUUUCAGAAGUUUAUGGCCAAUUCCUAUAUAUUACACAGCGGGAGAUAAUACAGAUUGGAAUCGUCACAUAAAGAUGUGGAUGAAAUCAAAAAAUACUACAAUAAGGAACAUCGUGGAAAAUGACCAAUGGCUUUACGUGGACGGAACUAGUCUGAGUUACUCUUUAAUUAAUUACGAUCACCAAAACUGGAAAUUGUUGGCUGAACAAUUGCUAAAAAACCAUCAGGUGUUCCCAUACACUCAACGCUUCAAACUUUUAUCGGAUGCAUCUGCUUUACAUAUGAUGAAUCACACAACUUGCGACACUAUCUUCGAUCUAUUUCUGUAUUUGCCAAAGGAAGAAAUAUCAUUUUUAAUACCACAUGUGAUUGAAACAAUAGAAUAUUUUAAUAUGAACCUUCCGGAAAACAUGAUGGAAGAUUGGAAUAACUAUUUAUUUUAUCUGUUACCACCUCUCUACGAGAAGUUAAAUUUAGAAGAUAUGGAUAAAUAUACAAUAGGAUAUAAGAGACUCUCUUACCGAGAAAGUAGACUUUUCGAUGUAGUUUGUGAUCUAGGAUAUCCACCUUGCAUAGAAGAAGCAAAUAGAAAAUAUAAAAUCUGGAAAGCGAGGAGAGAUAAUGAAACAGAACUAUCUUGGGGUAUAGUUUCUACCGCUUCUUGCGUCGGAAUAAAAAAAGGAAACGAAGAAGAUUGGAAUUAUUUCUAUGACAAAUAUUCCAAUUCUGAAUAUUUUUCUUAUAUUACAGUACGUGCAUUAUUAUGUUCUCCCGAAGAACGUCUGAGAAACAAAGUUUUAAACGUCAGUAAGGACUUAGAAUCCUUAAUUUCUGUAAUUUCUGUUGCUACCGGAAUAAGAGAAACUUGGACAGAUCUGAUUCGAAUAUAUAACGAAAACAUCGUCUAUUUUAUAGAAAAUGAUCUUAAGAAUGCUUUAUAUCUCACAAGUACGUUAAUGAUUAACGAAGAGCUUUUUCAAAAGCUGGAAUCUAUUAUAAAAUUUCGUUUAAAAGAAAUUAAAGAUGAAACGAUUGUGAAAAAAUUUGAAGAAGCUUUGAGCGAAGGCCGAGAAAAAUUGGAAAUGUAUAAGCCUUUUCGAAGAUGCGCCGAAAAUUGGUUGAAAGAAAAGAAGUGGAUCAGUUAAUUCAUUACCUUAUUAAAUUAUGAAAAGUUUUCUUAGUUUCUAUGAUUUGUGCUAAAUGAUGUAAAGAAUAUAUAAUCCUUCUACUGUAUCAUUGCUUGGACAUAAUAUGACUUAUAGCAAUUCAUGGACAAAUGCUAACUCUUAUAAUAUUUAUCAAAAUUUUUAUCCAAAAAAAAUUGCCGUGAUUUCGAGAUAAUUACGAGACUAGUAAGAAUAAAUCUAACUGCGUCAUAUAAAAUGCUGAAUGAAUGACGUAACCUUUCAAUAUGAAUGCAAUUGCUUUCGGUUUAAACAUUUUAGGAAGAAUCACACAUCAGAAGCUUACCAGAAAUUAUAGAAGUUGCUUAUUUCAAGUUUUCACAAAAAUGUAUUAAUAUUUCGAGUAUUUUCUUCUCGUUAAUCUAUAUACUAUAUUUUGAAGAUUAAUAUGAGUGAUUUAUGAUUUGAAAUGUAUAUAAAUGAAUAACCAUCCAUUAAAGAUUAUUUAAUGUAAA
This is a messenger RNA of Centruroides sculpturatus (bark scorpion), 1962 nucleotides long. RefSeq names its product thyrotropin-releasing hormone-degrading ectoenzyme-like. The record is from RefSeq and is a predicted model, not a curated record. Gene Ontology annotation, molecular function: metalloaminopeptidase activity; zinc ion binding; peptide binding. The coding region runs from base 314 to 1468 and encodes 384 amino acids. Gene Ontology annotation, biological process: proteolysis; peptide catabolic process. NCBI's taxonomy places the organism in Eukaryota, Metazoa, Arthropoda, Arachnida, Scorpiones, Buthidae. The transcript is spliced from 10 exons. Gene Ontology annotation, cellular component: cytoplasm.